Molecule: messenger RNA, 1323 nt
Organism: Asparagus officinalis (garden asparagus)
Lineage: Eukaryota; Viridiplantae; Streptophyta; Magnoliopsida; Asparagales; Asparagaceae
Product: protein FAR1-RELATED SEQUENCE 5-like
Exons: 6
Coding region: 1-1323 (440 amino acids)
Biological process (GO): regulation of DNA-templated transcription
Source: RefSeq, a predicted model, not a curated record
AUGGAGAGCUUGAAUUCAGUUGUAGGCAGCAAUGAACAAAUAAAGGAACCACAUGUUAUAAAUGCAUCGGAUAGUGAUUUUGGGGAAGAUGGAAUGGACGAAGUUAGCUCGAUUCCUUUUCAAUCACCAGGUGGUGAGGGUGGUAUAGAGUUUUACCGAGAGUAUGGACAUAAAAGUGGGUUUGAGAUCAGACGGCAUACAGAAAAGAAACAUGAGGGCGGUACAGUUCUUCUUAAACACAUUCUUUACAGUAGAGCUGGCAGUAAUGAAUCAAAGAUGGAUGUUGAUUUUGAGGAUUUUAGUAGCAUUUCGAAAAAGAGAAGGAGAACUGUAUCUAGUAGAUGUGGUUGCAAAGCUAAAGUCAUUUUUAAGUUCGAUGGUUUGAAAGGAUAUAAUGUUCUCUCAUUCGUUGAAGAGCAUUCUCAUUUUUUGGCCUCCGGUAGUGGGAAACAAUUUUUGAAGUCAAAUAGAGUUCUCGGUCUCGCACAUAAGAAACUUAGUAGGGAUGUGAAGCUUUAUAUUGGUGAUCGAGAUGCUCAAAUGAUCAUCGAGAAGUUUACGGAUAAGAAGGAGAUGUGUGAUGGAUUUUUCUAUGAUUAUGCAGUCGAUGAAGGGGGUCGAUUAACUCGCAUUUUUUGGGCAGAUGUUAUUGGACGAAGAAAUUACGAUGUAUUUGGAGAUGUUAUAUCAUUUGACUCUACAUAUUCCACAAACAAGUACAACAUGAAGUUUGUUCCAUUCACUGGGCUCAACAAUUAUAAGAAGUGUGUUGUAUUUGCAGCAGGAUUGAUAGCUAAAGGGGACAUUGAUAACUAUGUCUGGAUUUUUGAGGUAUUCAUGAAAUGCAUGAUUCACGAGCCAAAGUGUAUUGUUACAGAUCAGUGCCCUGCCAUGAAGCAAGCUAUACCAACCGUCUUUAGAGAAGCACAUCACCGUUUGUGCAUGUGGCACAUCAUGAAGAAAUUUAACCAAAAGUUAGCAAAAUGCAUUUCGAAGAUGGAUGAUUUCAAGAGGAAGGUAAAUGCACUAAUUUGGAGUAUAAAUAUAGAUCCAGCAACAUUUGAAGUAGGUUGGAAAGAUGUUAUGAAAGAAUUUAAGCUUAAAAGUAAUGAAUGGUUGUGUGAACUGUAUAACAUUCGGGAGUCAUGGAUUCCAGUCUAUUAUGCUGAUGAUCCAAUGGCUGGCUUAUUGCAUACUACAUCAAUAUCAGAGAGUGAGAACAGUUUCUUUGACAAAUUCAACCGUAGAUCUGACACAUUGACAGAUUUUAUCUCCGAUACGAGAGUGCUAUGGAUAAGCAAAGGCAUACAAACGCAAGAUUAA